AUGGCGAUUGCCUCCAAAUCCAUAGCUCUAACAAUAAUCUUCCUAUUAGUUACUUGCGUCUCAAGUCAACGAGAAACUAAAUUUCUAAACCAUGGCUUUCUCGGGGCUAACCUUCUCACUUUCGGAUCCUCCAAGAUCCACCCUAGUGGUCUCUUGGAGCUGACCAACACUUCGAUGAGGCAAAUGGGUCAAGCCUUUCACGGAUUUCCCAUGGCCUUACUAAACUCAAAUUCCUCAGUUUCUUUCUCCACAAGUUUCGUCUUCGCAAUCACUCCUGGACCGGGCGCACCGGGUCACGGCUUAGCUUUCGUUAUCUCACCCUCCAUGGACUUUACCGGCGCCUUCCCCAGCAAUUAUCUCGGCCUCUUCAACACAUCAAACAACGGAAACUCCUUGAACCGCAUCCUCGCGGUUGAAUUCGACACGGUACAAGCCGUUGAGUUGAAUGAUAUUGACGACAACCACGUUGGCAUCGACCUAAACGGAGUGGUCUCGGUCGAGUCCGCACCGGCUGCGUACUUUGAUGACCGUGAGGCCAAGAACGUAAGCUUGAAGCUUGCGAGUGGGAAGCCGAUUCGAGUCUGGAUCGAGUACAACGCAACCGAGAUGAUGCUCAAUGUCACUUUGGCUCCUCUUGAUCGUUCCAAGCCAAACUCGCCUCUUCUCUCGAGGAGAAUGAAUCUCUCAGGGAUCUUCUCCGAAGAAAACUAUAUCGGAUUCUCAGGAGCAAGCGGGACUGUUACUAGUGCACAUCUGGUUCUAGGCUGGAGCUUCAGCAUCGAAGGGAAAGCAUCAGAGUUUGAUAUCACGAAGCUUCCUUCUAUUCCAGACCCGCCGCCUCCAUCUUCUCCACCACCGAAUCCUCCGGUUUUAGCCAAGAAGAGCUCAAACAACACGAAGAUUAUCAUAAUCUUCGCAGUGUUAGGGAUAUUUGGACUCAUAAUCUUGAUCUUCUUAGGAGUUUUUGUGUUCCGGAGAAGAGAAAUCUUCACACGAGGACCACGGAAAUUCUCUUACCAGACGAUUUCAAGCGCUACGGGAGGCUUCGAGAGCACUAAGCUUUUGGGAGAGAGAAACUCUGGAAGUUUCUACAAAGGGCAGCUUGCUCCUACAGAGAUAAUCGCGGUGAAGAGAGUAACUUGCGCGACAAGGCAACAAAAGACAACCCUAAUAGCCGAGAUCGAUGCCAUCUCAAGGAUAAGACAAAGAAACCUUGUUAACCUCCUUGGUUACUCCAGCAAAGGAAACGAGAUCUAUCUCGUUUACGAGUAUGUCCCCAACGGAAGCCUAGACCGGUUUUUAUUCAGCAAUGACCGACCAGUUCUCACCUGGUCGGAACGGUUUUGUAUCAUAAAGGGGAUUGCGUCAGCACUUCAAUACCUUCACGGCGAGGGUCAAAGACCAUUGAUCCACGGAAACGUCAAAGCCAGUAACGUUCUCUUAGACGAAGAGCUAAACUCUCGACUAGGAGACUACGGACAAGGAAGCAGGCACAGCACAACAGGACACGUGGCUCCGGAGCUGGUCGAGACGGGAAAGGUAACACGUGACACAGAUGUGUUUGCUUUUGGUGUGUUGAUGAUGGAGAUCGUCUGCGGAAGAAAAGCCAUUGAGCCUACAAAACCUCCGGAAGAGAUCAGUUUAGUGAAUUGGGUGCUUCAAGGGUUUAAGAACGGAGAUCUGUUACAGAGAUGCGAUGCAAGAAUCAAUAAAGAGGAAUUAGUGGCUCGAGAGGUGUUACUGGUUUUGAAAACCGGACUUCUGUGUGCAAACCGGUCUGCGGAAGGUAGGCCAAUGAUAAAGAAAGUGGUUCAGUAUCUCGAUGGUAUAGAAUCUCUCCCUCGCGACGACUGCUUCUUCUCUGGAGUUUAA
Messenger RNA from Thlaspi arvense, 1872 nucleotides. NCBI's taxonomy places the organism in Eukaryota, Viridiplantae, Streptophyta, Magnoliopsida, Brassicales, Brassicaceae. The record is from the annotation of a GenBank genome assembly.